AUGGCAGCCCAGCUCUCUGCCAUGCAUGUGGCCAGGUUCCACUCUUCUUCCAAAGUACCGUCUCCUGUAUAUUUGAAGGGAUGCAAAGAACCUCAUGGGGAUAAAGACAUCAAAAGCAACAACCACUCCAAAUUAAGCAAAUUAUUCUCAGUUGAUUCCUCAGUGCCUGAGAGCAAGGGACAGAAAAAGCGAUCAAAUUCUAUACAAGAAUUCUCUGAAUCAUUCGAAAAGCAGCUUGCGCUUCGGACCAAGCGCUCCACCUCUCUGGGAGAGCAUUCAAUCCCGAGGAGGAAUUCGUCCUGCAGAGAGAAGGAUGAAGACGAGGACCCAUGUGUUAUCUGCCAUGACGACCUUCACACUGACAGCAUCUGGGAGCUGCACUGCUCACACAGAUUCCAUAAAGAGUGUAUAGAAAAAUGGUUGUGCAAGAAGCAGACGUGCCCCACGUGUCGAGUGCAGGUCAUCACAUCCAAGUCGUUCUUCUUAUCUUCUGCCCGGAUGAAAGUUCCCUGAAGAACAGAGUUGUAAAUUUCUUCUCUGCAGGUGCAAUAAACUGGCAAUGCCCGAGUCUGCUUCUGACACCUGACAGCUGUACAGCGCACUGACUUUUUAUAUGAUAGAAUCUUAUUUUUACAGGUGAUUCCAUUUUGUGGUACAGAAUAUUUUAGACCUUACAUUUCUAAUUUUUAUUUUACAGCUGUACAGUAAAUAAAGUUA
This is a messenger RNA of Bufo gargarizans (Asiatic toad), 717 nucleotides long. RefSeq names its product leukemia NUP98 fusion partner 1 (gene LNP1). The coding region runs from base 1 to 513 and encodes 170 amino acids. The record is from RefSeq and is a predicted model, not a curated record. Lineage: Eukaryota; Metazoa; Chordata; Amphibia; Anura; Bufonidae. The transcript is spliced from 5 exons.